This is a messenger RNA of Pangasianodon hypophthalmus (striped catfish), 5247 nucleotides long. RefSeq names its product protein O-linked mannose N-acetylglucosaminyltransferase 2 (beta 1,4-) (gene pomgnt2). Gene Ontology annotation, cellular component: endoplasmic reticulum. The coding region runs from base 436 to 2196 and encodes 586 amino acids. Gene Ontology annotation, molecular function: protein O-acetylglucosaminyltransferase activity; protein binding. The record is from RefSeq and is a predicted model, not a curated record. Gene Ontology annotation, biological process: protein O-linked glycosylation via mannose. NCBI's taxonomy places the organism in Eukaryota, Metazoa, Chordata, Actinopteri, Siluriformes, Pangasiidae. The transcript has 3 exons.
UUCGAGAUCAGUUCUCGUGGGUGGAGUUUCCCUCAGCCGGGUUAGGCUUGUACAGACUGACAGUUCGUGAGUCGAAUUCACCUCACUAACAGAACAGGGAUGAAAUGACCUGUCUGUGUUGUAAAGAAAGUAGAGUAUUUUAGCUGCCUGAAGCUGUAAUCGGUGCUUGUUUGUUUCGGAUAAAUCAUAUGGUGUGGUGCGGUUUGGGAAGCCACGCUAGCCGUGUGCACUGUUCACAGAGCUGCACUCAGUCUUAGCCGUUACUGAAGCACUGGAGCACCACCGACUUGUGAUAUCCCUGUCAGCUGUUUAUCUGCUUUCUGAUCCAGCAACUGGACAGACUGUCACCAUUACCAUUCAUCAGGAUGUUUCCCUUUUCUGUCAUGUUUGACAUCUUAAGGUUGAGCAUGAGCGUGGUGUUGGAGCUCAGCUGCAAUGCAUGCAUUAGGCUGUAGAAUGAACCUGGCAGCAGUGCUAAAUGGCCUGCUUGUGUCGCUGGUCGCAGCCCUGCUAUGGAAGUACGUCCAGCUAAGCGACCACAUGGCCCAACUUGAAGAGGAGCUACAGCUGACGCGUCAAUCCCAGGAGCUUUCGCAUGUGCGCAUAGAUUAUCAUGCUGCCCUUUUGGCACUGCAAGAACAAGGCACAAGGAUGGUCUGCACCGGCAAGAUGCACACUGACCGCAUCUGCCGCUUUGACUAUCUUUGCUACUGUACCGAGGCUGAAGAGUUCAUAUUCUUCCAUAGUAAUGCCUCAGUCAUGCUUCCUAAUUUGGGCCCUCGUCGCUUCCAACCAGCCCUGCUGGACUUGUCCUCUGUUGAGGAUCAUAAUACUCAGUACUUUAACUUCUUGGAACUGCCCGCAGCUGCACUAAAGUAUAUGCCGAAGCCCGUGUUUGUGCCAGAUGUCACUCUCAUCCUCAAUCGCUUCAAUGCUGAUAACCUGAUGCACAUCUUCCAUGAUGAUCUUCUUCCAAUUUUCUACACCAUGCAACAGUACACAGACUUGGAUGAUGAAGCCAGGCUUGUCUUCAUGGAAGGUUGGGGAGAGGGGAGCCAUUUUGAUCUCUAUCGCCUGCUUAGCAGUAAACAGCCACUACUUAAAGAGCACUUAAGGAACUUUGGCAAGCUGAUGUGCUUCACUAAAUCUUAUAUCGGAUUGACAAAGAUGACUACAUGGUAUCAGUAUGGCUUUGUACAGCCCCAAGGGCCCAAAGCCAACAUUCUGGUGUCUGGGAAUGAGAUUCGUCAGUUUGCCUCAUUCAUAAUGGACAGGCUUAAUAUCACAACAGAGGAGAGGCCUGAAGGUGAUGAUUAUAUAGUAGUGUUUAGUAGAGCUUCUAACAGGCUGAUACUCAAUGAGGCAGAGUUGAUUCUUGCUUUGGCUCAAGAGUACAAAAUGAGGACAGUCACUGUGUCCUUGGAGGAGCAAACAUUUGCAAGCAUAGUCCAGCUUAUCAGUGGGGCAUCCAUGUUGGUCAGCAUGCACGGUGCUCAGCUGAUCACGUCCAUGUUCCUACCACGAGGGGCUGCUGUCAUCGAGCUUUUCCCAUACGCAGUCAACCCAGAACAGUAUACGCCAUAUAAAACUCUGGCCUCCUUACCAGGAAUGGACCUGCAGUAUAUAUCAUGGAGAAACACCAUUGAAGAAAAUUCUGUGGCCUAUCCUGACCGGCCCUGGGACCAAGGUGGUAUUGCUCACUUGGAGAAAGAGGAACAGGAACGUAUUCUAGCUAACAAGGAGGUGCCGAGACACCUCUGUUGUCGCAACCCAGAGUGGCUUUUCCGGAUUUAUCAAGACACCAUUGUGGACAUUCCUUCCUUCCUGGAAGUCCUUAGAGAAGGUCUAAAAGUUAAGCCUAAUCUGAAAAAGAGCAAACCUGCCAGUGUAGUACAUCCUGGUCGAGUCAGGCAACCCAAGUGCCAGACGUCUGUGCAGGCUGCCCAUGAAGCAAAGCUCUCUGUGUCCUGGCAGAUACCUUGGAACCUCAAGUACCUGAAGGUAAGAGAGGUAAAAUAUGAAGUGUGGAUCCAGGAGCAGGGGGAGAACACAUACAUGCCUUACAUUCUCCCCCAGCAAAACUAUACCUUUUCAGAGAACAUUAAGCCCUUUACCACAUAUUUAGUAUGGGUGCGCUGUAUCUUUAACAAGAACCUUUUGGGACCAUUUGCAGACGUUCUUAUAUGUAAAACCUAACUCUGUUGAGCUCACAGUAUCAUGACCAGAGUCAGGGAAAUGCUGAUGACAAAUACUGUGAAGCUGGAUUGUUCUGUGGAAAAAAAAAAAAAAAAAAGAUUUUUUGACAGAAUCUGUAGCUCAUUACCACAGUAAAUGAGAGGAACAUUUGUGCUGAGGACUAAAAAUAAUACAGAACUCUGGACUGCCAAAUCUGACUCUUUGUAAAGAAUUCUUCAACUUUAUCAUGAGUUUGAAAGAUUUUCGAUUUUCAAAUUGUAUUUAUAAAACUCUAUAAGGUAAUUUAUUUUUAUUUAUUAGUUUAAGAUGUCUGGUGUUGAAAUUUAUUGUGUCUGUGGGUGUGAUUAUCUGACUGCGCUGAUAGAUAUUUUAAAGUUUCUUACUUUUUUGGUACAAGUGAUUUUGUUAAAAUUUUGCAAUCCUUUUAGGUGACUUUGUGACUUGAGCAAAUGUUUCUUGCAGUCAUUAGACUCUCAUUAGUUAGCUGAAUAUUAGAUAAAAUAUUGAGCCAAAUUAGCAUAAAAACAAAGUGGUCUUAAAAAAUGUUUUUUUUUUCCCCCCAUUUAUUCCUUGUAUGUGCGAUGACUUGUACUUUUUUUCCAGUGCUGGUGUUUUUCCUUUUUAUUCUAGAAGACAUUUCAUGCUUGCUUAUUUUGAUAUUGAGACUUACUGUACUGGGCACAUGGAAUGGGAUGGUUGAGUCUUUUAAGUGUGGUCUGGCAUGAUCAAAUGGAAAUAAAGAUAGGACACUGCUGUUUGGUUUAUCAAAACUAAGAGUUGAAUAUAACCUGUAGUAUCAGUUAUUACAUUUCUCACUAUAAAUUAUUUAAUUCUUUAACAUAUUGGCUCUCCUUGACUGUAGUCCCAUACUUCAGUAUCAGUAUUUAACCAAAGUGUUCUGUUCGCUACUUAGCAGUUGAUGUACUGUUCAUGGGCCACAAAGGCUUAGGGAGCAGAGAUAGAAGAGAAUAUUUGAAAUGACCAACCUUGAAUACAUCUGUGUUUUUGGGGAAGAGUAAAGGCACACAAAGCCACUUCUUAUGCCUGGGGAUGCUCCUACAAUCAUCCCCAUGUGAGUACAAGUAAUACAUGGAUGUAAUAGAGUGAAUUUACUUAUCUGCUUUAUUUUGUUAAAAAACAACAACAACAACAAAAAAACAAACAGUUGGUGUCAAUUGAUAUUUCACCACUUUUGUUAUCUGCUUUAUCCUCAGGUCAAAAUGACCCAAACAUAACAUAUGUAAUAAAGGCUAAAUAUGAAGGGGAGUAUAGCAGAUGUACCAAAUGUAAAAUUGUCAUUGUUCAUGUUCUUAAAAAAUCAUUUUUAGAAUGGUUCUAGCUUAGGUUUAAAAAAAAAGAAGGGUUCAUUUUGACCCGAACAGAACAUACUUAUUUUGGGGAAUGUUUUCUCAUUUAGAGACCACAGCUGUACUCUGUAUUACCAUAUUCAGUGUUUUGAUUGACAUAAUCAAGUGCUAAUCAAAUUCAUGUAUAAGAUAAGGAUAAUUAAUCCAUGCUGAGUCUAAUAUGAAAUCGGUGUGAUGUCUGAUGCCGGUAAUCACAGAAAGAGGGGAUCUAAUUCCAUAACACCAAAACCUACGCUUGACUCUGAGGAUAUAAAUAAGGCUUGGUAAUCAGGCCAUUUGCAUGUCAUACAUUACACCAGAUUAGAACCACUAACUCCUGGGUUCAAUUUCAUCAUGAAAAAGCAUUAUUUUAGAGAAUAUUAUGCUCAAGUUGAAUGCAAGAAGAGGAAUUGACUAUUGUCUUGUCAACUACUGCCAUCUUUUAAGGCUUUGAAUGAACAUUUUAUAUAUAUAUAAUAUAUAUAUAAAUUGUUCAUUCAAUUAUUUAAAAAUCUUGUUGUGCAUUUCAUAUUCAUUUAUAUUUAUGAUUGCUUAGUUGUAUUUUUUUUUUGGUUGGACAUUUCUGAUGUUUGGAGGUUAAGGUAGUAAUUUCACCUUAAGUUAGUAAUUUCUGUAAUAGACUGGAGUCACCAUUACAGAUUAAUGACUUGUCUACUACAAACAAACAACUGCCAUAUCAUUUGGUUGGAGUGGAUGUGCAGAAGCACAACAGCAUUAAAAAUAUGGUAGUAUGAGUUUUGCUUUAAAAAAAAAAAAAAAACCAGGGAAGAUGUUUUUAGACACUGGAGGAACAUGGCCCAGUAUAUGUCAGGCGAGUGAUCUGACUGAAUGCCCUCAUGUCACGUCUGCUUUUUUCUGUGUGCUAGCUCCUGCUGGCUUAGGAUUUGACAUGACCCAGAAGUAGUAACUCACGUAACUGCUUACCUAACAGAGCCCUUAAAUAGAAACCGUUGUUUCUGUGCUUUGUAUUGUAAUUCUGAUAUAAUAAUACACUAUAAAAAAGUCAAAAGUUUGUGGACACCUGACCAUCAGACUCAUAUGUGCUUGUUGAACAUCCCAUUCCAGAUUUAGUCCCCCUUUGCUGUCAUAAUAACCUCCACUCUUCUGGGAAGGAUUUCCACUAGAUUUUUGAGUGGAGCUGUGGGGAUUUGUGCUCAUUCAGCCACAAGAGCAUUAGUGAGACACCUUGGCACACCAUGUCUUCAUGGACCUCGCUUUGUGCACAGGGGCAUUGUCAUGCUGGAAGAGGUUUGAGCCCCUCAGUUCCAGUGAAGGGAAAUCUUAAUGCUACAGCAUACAAAGACAUUCUAGACAAUUGUGUGCUUCCAACUUUGUGGCAACAGUUUGGGGAAGAACCAUAUAUGUAUGUGGUGGUCAGGUGUCCACAAACUUUUGGCCAUAUAGUGCAAUUUUACUUUAUUUUUACUGGCUGUGUCUGAAGUUGCAUUGAUAUCUAACUCAGUGUCAUAGCUGCUAAAGUUGCAUUGAUAUCUAACCCAGAUCUACUGCAUAGGUAUAGUACCGAUUACAAUUAAUCAGUAGCUACGCUAUUACAAAAGCAGAAUGGCAUAACAGAAGUUAAACUUUAAACCUCAAAAAAUGUACUUGAGGCUUCAUGUCAAGAAGUAUAUAGUCUGUUUAGGCUUUAAUGGUUUUAUUUCAAUAAACCUUACUAUUCAUUUAA